Molecule: messenger RNA, 2607 nt
Organism: Lathyrus oleraceus (garden pea)
Lineage: Eukaryota; Viridiplantae; Streptophyta; Magnoliopsida; Fabales; Fabaceae
Exons: 3
Coding region: 461-2176 (571 amino acids)
Source: RefSeq, a predicted model, not a curated record
AAAUGAUUACAUUACUCUUAUUUUUGCACUGCAUACACAGAACCCUUUCGUCCCAAUUCUCACGCCGUUGCAAUUUCUUCCCUCAAUUGAAGCAAUUCGGUCUGAAAAUCCAAAGUUUCAGAACCCUAAUCAAGUCACCAGUCCCUUCUUCAACCCCUUUUGUUUCUCUCAACCCAAACUAUUAACAAUUUUCCAUUUAUUUUUCUCCAUAAUUAGAAGGGUAAAGCUUGUUUCAAACGUGAACCGGUUCUUCAAUUUCUCUCUAGGGCGCCAUCAUCUUAUAUAUUUCAGUGCCAAUUUGAUCCAAAUUUCACAUUUCGCUGUUUUUAUGUCAUAAUUUGCAUAACCUAUGUACGAGGUUGCUCUAAAAUUUUCUGCUUUUUGAGUUUUUUUUCAAGGAAACCUAAUUGUUUUUGCUUCUGUUAUUUGAGUUAAUUAUUUUUGAUGUAGUGUUGAAGGCAUGCCUGUGGUGGUUGAUAUAAGCUCUGAUGAGGAAGAGGAUUUGAAAGAAGGGUCCAAAAAUACUGAUUUGGGAUGGAUUGAAGAGUUGCUCUUCAAUUCUGGAAAUGAAUCUGAUUCUGAUGGUGAUUCUGAUGUUGUCUUCCUUCAUGAGAACAAACCACCUGAGUUGAAGUCAAAGUCUUCAACUUUGCCUGUGAAAGUUGUUGAUGAUGGUGAUGAUGAUGAUGAUGAUGAUUGUUUGGUUCUGGAAGGUGACCCUGAAAAUGGUGUCACUUCUGUUGAUGAUGAGGAUGCAACUGGGUCAGAUGAGUUGGUUGUAGUUGGAGAGAAGGGUCAGGUUGCAUGUAGAGACUAUCCUCAUGCUCGACAUCUUUGUGCUAAAUUUCCCUUCUCUUCCACCCCUCAUGAGAGACAUUGUGACCUGUGCCACUGUUAUGUCUGCGAUACCUUAGCACCAUGUCUAAAGUGGGGAGCUGGCAUUUCGAGUUCAGAUCAUUGUCAUGCAAAUGAUAAAACUGAGGUGUGGAAAAUUCAGAGGAAAGAUUUGAAGCGGACCCUGAGUUCCCCUUUACCAGCUUCAACUAAGUAUGGUACUUCACUUGGUGUGGUACAUUCUCAAAGUAACGAAAAUCUACCUUAUGAUACUACUCACUUGUCUCCAAUUUCUGUGUUACGGAAUCAAGCAGACAGAUCAUCUGCAAUGCACACUCCCUCACUCAACUGCAUACCUCAAAAUCAGGUCUCUCGCCCAAAAGCAACAUAUGCCCACUUCUCACUUAAUUCUGGUAGGCAGAAUCAGAUCUCUAGACCAAUUUACCCCCCUGUAUCCAAAGCCAUCAACGGAACAGUCCCAAAUGGUGCAAACCGUGCUAGAUAUCUUGGAUCAAGAUCUAAUUUGCCAAGAGACAGAAACCGGCCUCAGUAUGUUCCAAAGCAACUGCUGGGUGUGCGCAAUCAUGUCAUCCAAAGGGAGCAAGGAAGGGGUGCAAGCAGUAUAGGACCACAAUUUCUCCGUUCUCCUAUGAUGUCCAAGGGAGGUGUAGGAAGUAUGGGGGGCAUAUUGGCAGCUAAUCAUCCUUCUCAUGGUUCGUCUGCCUUUAACAUUCAUGUUAAUGGAGUACAACAACCUGUCGAUAUUCAUGUAACUACAGGAUUCUCAAAUCCCAUGAAUUUAUCAAUCUUCUCACACUCAAGCUCAGGACCGGGCAGUCUUAGUCGUGUCAAUCCACAUAACAGGACUCAUGACCCCCUAUAUGGCCAAUCAUUAUCAUCCCAAUCAAACGACAGCCACAAUUUCCAUCAAACUUGUAAUCAGGGCAAUGAUGCUACACAAAGUGGAGUUCCAAGUCAAGAUACUUGCCAACCAAAGCCACAAGAACAAAAUCCAGCUAUAACUGCCGAGAGAGUUUCUGCUGUAGGCUCAAGUUGGGAUGAGACUGAACCUCUAUUUGAAUGUUCUCCUCGACAAACCUCAGGAUCUACAAACCAACCGCCUAAUGUGGAGAAGUUCAGUACCCAGUUUAUUUCAACCGUUGAACCGGUAAACGCAAGUUCUCGUACUCCUAAUUUGAUUGUUGAUUUUGAAAACUGGCUUUCAGGUCAAGAAACUGGUCCAAUGGCAACAGAUAAUGAUUUGCCAUUUGAACUGAAUAUACCAUCUCCAGAUCGUACUCCAUUUGAUGAUGAUUCGGCCAUGCUUUCUACAUGGUGGUGAAAGAGUUUAAGGUAGAAAGCAAACUUGGUCUUCAAUGGAAGUACUCAGAUUUGCCUGUAGUGGGAUGAUCCGAUACAGUGAUCACUUAAUUUUUAAUGUCAGUCUUCUGACCGAGUCCUAUUGCGUGGCAAGUUUCAAUUUUUAGGUUCAUCAACUCAUGCUAAGAGGUGAUUUAUGUUAUAUGUUAACUAGUUCCCAUAGUUAAUUAAUAUAAUGCUAAGUUAGAUACAUAGUUGCUGCUAGUGCUAGCAUAGCCUAAUUUAGUUUGCCUUGUUUAGUAGUUAGAUGUGGCGAGGUCUUUGCCUCCCGGGGAUAAUGGAUGUGAAGGAUAUAAGAAAGCAGUGUAAAACUACACAAUCGAAAAGUGUGUGUUCUAUCUCACAUGUACUUUUCAUUUUUAUUUAUGCAGCAAAGGUUUCCAUUUAUCUAAA